AUGUAUUAUUAGGCACCUACUCCUAUGAUGCCCCUGGCUCAUGCGAUGAACAACCCUCUCCAAGUACAAUAAGCUGCCAACAUUCGCAAACCUGAUUUCCCCCCAGAUAUGCAACCAAUCUUUGUCAUCCCUCAAAUUGCUCAUAUCAAAUCCCAAUUGAAACCAAAAUGCAGGGCCUAUGAUCCCAUUUUGGGGGUUGGAAGAAAGGCUGAGUGGAUGCUGGAUAAAUUUGAAGAUGAAUAUGAGUAGAUGGAAAGAGAGGAGAGAGAGAAAGGUGUCGUUAAGCCAUCAAGAUUGCCAUUGAAGAUCUUGAAGAAGCAGGAGAUGAGAAGAUAACAUAGUGAAGAAGUCAGGAAACGAUUGUAAACAUGGAAUCCAUUUGAAGAUGCAAACAUCACAUCUGAUCCCUACAAAACUUUGUUUGUUGGACGAUUGAAUUUUGCUACAACUGAUAAAAAAUUGCGCAAAGAAUUCGAAGAAUAUGGCCCUAUCAAAUCUGUUAGGAUUGUGAGAGAUUCAACUCAUGAUAAACCUAGAGGCUAUGCAUUCAUUGAGUAUGAGAGCAAGAACAGUGUUAAAUCAGCUUAUAAAUAUGCAGUGGAUAAACGUGUUGAUGGUCGCAAAGUUGUUGUAGAUAUCGAAAGAGGUAGAACAAUUCUUAAAUGGAGACCUCGUUAUCUUGGUGGGGGAUUGGGAGAAUUGAGAAGGUCAAGGAGUGAAGAGUUGUUGAAGAAGACCAAAGAUGAUUAGGUCGAGAAAGAGGAGGAAGACAAAAGACGCAAAACCAAAAAAGACGAUGGCAAGUCAUCCAAAAAACCCAGAUCUCGAUCUAAGAGUGCCAAAAAACACAAGAAGAGAGAUGAGAGUGAAUUCAAGAAGAACAAAAAGAGAGAAAAAUCCAAAAAGAAACAUAAAUGA
This is a messenger RNA of Paramecium tetraurelia, 918 nucleotides long. RefSeq lists its product as uncharacterized. Gene Ontology annotation, cellular component: U1 snRNP; precatalytic spliceosome; U2-type prespliceosome. The transcript has 5 exons. The record is from RefSeq and is a predicted model, not a curated record. Gene Ontology annotation, molecular function: U1 snRNA binding; mRNA binding. Gene Ontology annotation, biological process: mRNA splicing, via spliceosome. NCBI's taxonomy places the organism in Eukaryota, Ciliophora, Oligohymenophorea, Peniculida, Parameciidae.